Aspergillus neoniger CBS 115656 is the source of this 1191-nucleotide messenger RNA. RefSeq lists its product as uncharacterized. The transcript is spliced from 2 exons. The coding region runs from base 1 to 1191 and encodes 396 amino acids. NCBI's taxonomy places the organism in Eukaryota, Fungi, Ascomycota, Eurotiomycetes, Eurotiales, Aspergillaceae. The record is from RefSeq and is a predicted model, not a curated record.
AUGCCAACCGUCUUGCUGCCCUCGUCGGCAGCCGCAUUCGCUCCACGCUCGUCGCCGAACGUGGUGUUGAAUGCGCGCAUCGAGCCUUGGCUGACUGCCACCCUCAAAAGAGUGAACCGAGUCAAGCGACCCCUUAACAAUGUUACCCAGCAUACCAGAUGCCUUACGGAGACGCUGUCAUCCCCCGACGCCAUCUGGACGCUGUGCUCUCUGAUGUUUCCCAAGGCCCCCGAUGCGGAACUCAAGAAGGACGACAACCCCCUCGUUGAGGCCAUGUGCAACUACCAGAUGGUCCACAUCGAAGCGUACGUCGUGCAUGUCGACAUGGUUUCGCAGAAAGAAGUCGCCUUUAAAUUGACUCCGGAGACCAUCGAGGCUCUCGUCGACUACCACAAGGACGUCUAUUCCGUCGACACGGCUGCCAGCACUUGGGACUGGUCCGACAAGGAUAGUCAGCUGAAGAAGCUGCAGGAGGAAUUUGUGCAAGCCGUCAACAAGUUUGUCUAUCGCACAGAGGCGCUCGCGCUGGAAGGGCUCGAGGAGGAUGGCGCAGGCGAACUGCUUGGCGGCCGCAGCGAUGACGCGAAGGCGGCGAUAACCAGUCUCUUCGUGCCUCUACUUCCCCCGCCGCCACGUGUAGUUGACGUCCUCCGGUCGACCCCUAUCCUUCCCAGCUCGACCGUACCGGGAACCUGGUGGCAGGAGCCGAUGCCACAAACACUGCCUUUGGAGUCGUGGAAGGUCCUCCCAUCCAGCCCCGCAACAACCAGCACUGGCGAGCCGAACGCUGCUUACUUCCCCAACGUUCAGCCAGCCGUAUACCACUUCACCAUACAAUGCGACACAAUACUACAGCACAGCGGCGACGUCGGCGACCAUCGCGGCGCUCCCGCUGCCGAGCAUGCUAGUGCAACCGUGCAGCACAGUGGCUGGUCUGGCGGGGUUUGGAUGGGAGAACCGGUACCAAGAUCUUACACUGCCAUACGGGACAACAAUGUAACAGGUCCAUGGAACCAGACACUUGAUGUUAACGGUAUCCCUGACUUCGCGUGUCUUUGGAAUAGAUCCGAGGAUCCGUACCGACAAUAUGACUACGGCUCCAUGCCACCGGGGCCCGCGUAUACACAGUCACGAGAACGACCGGGGUCCUAUCCCCACGGAUACCCUCAUCAGACUAAUUGGCAUCAAUGA